AACGACGUACAGUUGUGCAAUUGUUAUUAGAAUGAUAUUUAAAAAGCUAAUACCGAGUUUAAUAAUUUUAGUGAUAGCGGACGAAGUAUGGACCCAUGUUGAAAUAGAAGCCGAAGAUUACUUUUUUCCAUUAGAACCAGUAAUAAAUUUCUGCAAAAUGGCCGACCAGUGUCAGCAUGACUUUGUGGCAAUUUGCGGGCAAGAUUCUUUAGGUAUUUCUAGAAUGUUCAACGACAACUGCGAUCUAUAUGAGUACAACUGUGAUGAGAAGAAACAAUAUCGCCACGUAAAGCUAGAUGUGUGCAAGUAUGAAGCAGCCGCUUCUGAGAGGGCACAGUAUAGUUAAAGUAGUUACUACAGUAUGUUACAGUAUAGUUAAGUAGUGGCUUUUGUUAAUUGCAAAUAAAUUCUAUUAUAAUAUAACUGACGUACAA
Messenger RNA from Pieris napi, 434 nucleotides. RefSeq lists its product as uncharacterized. Bases 32 to 346 code for a protein of 104 amino acids. The transcript is spliced from 4 exons. Lineage: Eukaryota; Metazoa; Arthropoda; Insecta; Lepidoptera; Pieridae. The record is from RefSeq and is a predicted model, not a curated record.